CUUGUGCUCCGCUUUUGUCAAAGAGAAAGAAGACAACAAUUUAUCAAAUAAGGAAAAAGCAUGGAUGAACGUGCUGCAGAGAAAGCUCCAUGACUAAACCUUCCUCGCUGGAUGGGCGCUGCUUCUGAAAGGCUUUCUGAAAGUGAAGAGGGAAAGCUUUCACACACCCAGUUAGCAGGGUACCUGAAAAGAGGAUUUUCUUUAUCGACUUCUAUACAACGAGCAUAAGCUAUACGGAUAGUUAAAAAUCAUCCAAAGGAUUUCUGGAUUUUUUUCCUCCUCUGCAUCAUGGAAGUGUAAUGUUCUGUCUUUCUAAUAUCAUCAAAGACACCAGCCAAGUUUCAGCUCAAAUCUCAAUUUAGAAGGCUUCACGUGGACACGGGAACAGAUAAGACAGACAACAAGCAAGCCUUGUGUAUCUUUCGUCAUCUGUCAUCCUACAUGCAGCUCCCAGCAUAGCGUUAUUGAAAAGGAGGAGUCCAUUAAAGCAUUUGAUAGAUAGGAAGGUUUGGUCUGAAGGUGUUGUUGCCGGCUGGCUUCUGGCUGGAGAUGAGAUAAGAGCGUUGGGAAGAGAGAAAAAGGAGUGCCAAGCUGACAGGAGCUGAAUACAAAUUAGGAUUCCUCUCUCCAGCAGCUACACCAGUGAGGCGAAUCAAUAUUAGAGAGGCUAAAUGGACAUAUUAGCCGGCUUCAAUUACAGAAACAUUAGUUGUGGAUGAAACUAGAUGAUUGCUAUAUGGUUGAUAUGAAAUUGCAACACAAGGGAUAUUGCAAUGUGAAAUUAGUUGCAUAAAAGACAAGCUUAAGCAUUUUCUUCAGCCCAAACCAAAAAUGCCACGCCACUGUACAGUCGUUUUCAGUGCCAUGACUGAACUGAUGUAAUGAGGCUGGUUUGAACCUUGGAAAAAAAGAAGGUUUAAAAGAAGCGGAGGCGAGAUGGAGCUGGGUAACAGCUCACUGGACUACUUUACCAGUAACUUCACAGAGAUUCCUGUCACCAUUACAACUCCACCCUGGAGUGAGGCGACGAUUCUCGGUUUCCAGAUCUCCCUCUCAGCCGUGUUAGCUCUUGUCACCUUGGCUACCGUUCUCUCAAACGCCUUCGUCAUCGCCACCAUUUUUCUAACCAGGAAGCUCCACACACCUGCCAACUUCCUGAUCGGCUCCCUCGCCGUCACAGACCUGCUGGUGUCUAUUCUAGUCAUGCCAAUCAGCAUCGUCUACACUGUCAGCAAGACGUGGUCGCUGGGGCAGAUUGUUUGUGACAUCUGGCUGUCAUCUGACAUCACCUUCUGCACGGCCUCCAUCUUGCACCUGUGUGUGAUUGCAUUGGACCGCUACUGGGCCAUCACAGACGCACUAGAAUACUCAAAACGCCGCACCAUGCGCCGGGCUGCGAUCAUGAUUGGGGUAGUGUGGGUGAUCUCCAUAUCUAUUUCCAUGCCUCCACUUUUCUGGCGGCAGGCCAAAGCCCAGGAGGAGCUCACAGAGUGCCUGGUGAAUACAGAUCAGCUCUCUUACACUCUAUACUCCACCUUUGGCGCCUUCUACGUUCCCACGGUGCUUCUCAUCAUCCUCUACGGACGAAUCUAUGUUGCAGCCCGCUCCCGCAUCUUUAAAACGCCGUCGUCUUCUGGGAAACGUUUCACCACAGCACAGCUCAUCCAGACCUCUGCAGGCUCCUCUCUCUGUUCUCUAAAUUCUGCCUCCAACCAGGAAGCCCACCUACACUCUGGCAAUGUGGGAGGUGGGGGGGGUUCACCUCUGUUCAUGAAUAGUGUGAAAGUGAAGCUGGCAGACAGCGUGCUGGAGAGGAAACGUCUGUGUGCGGCUCGGGAGAGGAAAGCGACCAAGACACUGGGCAUCAUCCUGGGCGCUUUCAUUAUUUGUUGGCUCCCGUUCUUUGUGGGCACGCUGGUCAUGGCCAUAUGUAAAGAUUGCUGGUUUGAUCCAGUGCUCUUUGAUGUAUUUACCUGGCUGGGAUACCUGAACUCUCUCAUCAAUCCUGUUAUCUACACCGUUUUCAACGAUGAAUUCAAACAAGCUUUCCAAAAACUCAUGAAAUGCAGACGCUUCUCUUGAAAAUAACUGAUUAAAACUGUUAAAGAGGGAGUGAAAAAGAGGACAAAGAAGCAAGAUAAUAACUAUAUUGGAAGAACUGUGUAUACUUAAAUGUCCCAUCUUGUGUUUUUUAUAUCAAACAGCUCUGUGCCAUAGCUCUUUAGAUACCUAAAGCAUAUCCUUCACAUAGGCUUAAUCAUGCAUGCUAUAAAAAGGAAUUCUUGAUCCCGAAGAAUUGUGGAACUCUUCUUGAAAGACAAAGAAAGAGGAUUUCAAGGCCAUUUAAAUGUCACUGGGACACUUGUGUUAUUUAUUUGACAAAGGCAGAGAAAACAAGGAUUGAUAUGACAGUGUGGGAUGAGGGAACUCAGAAGGACUGGAUUUAAUCCAUCGGAAAUGAAAAGCCAUGAAAUAUAUGUUGUCUUAAUCUCUGUGUCCUUCUGUGCUGCUGCUCCCAUAUAAUGUCUCUGUGGUACAGUAAAGUACUUAGAAAAGACUGCAAAACUCUAGAGAUUCAGUAUAUGUUGCCAUAUUCAGUAUGCAAUUAUAUUUGAAGUGAUGUGUGUAUGUAUGUGUGUGGGUGUGUGUGUGUACUGUAUGUGUGGGUACAGGUAGUUACUUUACUGUAAUAUAUGCGUGUUUGAAGAAGGGAGGCUUGUCAAGUGUCUGACAUUUAUACAUGCUAUUCCCAGUGAGAAUUGUCUCGUCGUUACAGAGACAGAAAUGGAAACAACAUUUCCACUCUGCCUCUGAAUUUUAAGUAACAGCAAAUGCCAUAGCAACAAAUAAACCCAUUCAAAAACAUUAUGAAAUGAUGUGCUCUGCUAUAAGGACAGGGAUCAGAGUUGCGGCUUUUGGGGGCGAAGUUGGACUCUAUUUAAGUGAUUUAAUGUGUUUGUAUUUUCAGUGUAAAUGCUUGUUUUACAGUUCAGUAAUUGAGU
Eleginops maclovinus (Patagonian blennie) is the source of this 3002-nucleotide messenger RNA. It is a transcript of the gene htr1d, whose product is annotated as 5-hydroxytryptamine (serotonin) receptor 1D, G protein-coupled. Gene Ontology annotation, biological process: chemical synaptic transmission; vasoconstriction; smooth muscle contraction. The coding region runs from base 937 to 2082 and encodes 381 amino acids. The record is from RefSeq and is a predicted model, not a curated record. The transcript has 2 exons. Lineage: Eukaryota; Metazoa; Chordata; Actinopteri; Perciformes; Eleginopidae. Gene Ontology annotation, molecular function: dopamine neurotransmitter receptor activity, coupled via Gs; G protein-coupled serotonin receptor activity. Gene Ontology annotation, cellular component: plasma membrane.